CAAGCGCUAGUUCAACGAUUACUUAACGCGAUGAAUAAUGGUCGUCAUAAAUUUCGCACUCAAGCAUGCGAAUAUAUCUGCCGGGGUAUCGUAUCGCGAGAUCUCACUGAGAUUGCUAAUGUAGGUUGAAGUUGAACGAAUCCAUGAAUCUAUGCCUAUAUGCAGACUGUUCGACAACCGAAAACGAACUUGGAGUGGGUUGGCUUCAGUGUGAAUUGGUUUUCAGUCGUCUCGUGACGUCUACGAUUACGCCUACAUGAAAUAUUUAAUUGAAAGCUAAUUAAUGUGUUAUUUAACUAACGUGUGAAAAUGUCUUACGUGAAAAUUGUUUGUGUUUGUUUGAUUUUUUUUUUUAUAACUUGCGACUCAACUUGGUCAUCAAAUGAGAAAAUGACAAUUGACACUUUUGCAAGUACGGAUAAUCGGUUAAUUUUACUCAGAACUUCUCGACAUAUUACUACAAAUAUUAUCAUGUUAAAACGACGUCUCAAAAAGUUAAUUCAACGUAGAAAAUUGCUCUACAAUCGACUAAUAACUACAAAAAAUAAAAUGGCGGCUAGGAAACAUAAACACAAACUGCGUACACUCCAAAAGCAGAUCCGAGGGCUACGACAAAAGUUACAAAAACACCGCAAGAAUAAAAAUGCAAAAUUGUUGAAAUCUUCAAACAAUUACGAUAUUCAAAUUAAGAACUUUCAAGAGCUGCGCAAGUUACACGAAAAGUGCAAGAAUCAAGGAUGUUCCCAGCUAUGCUCACCCGAGGUGGAUAUCAUCGCAUCUACAUCUAAAUGUCACUGCCAUCGUGGAUUUUAUCUAGACCCAAGAGAUAACAAAACAUGUUUGGAUAUAAACGAAUGUAAAAUGUUGUCAGCAUCAAAUAAAUGCGAGUAUAAAUGUAUCAACACGAUGGGUAGCCAUUACUGCGCAUGUCCACAUGGCAAGAAGUUAUCGUUUGAUAAGAGGACCUGCAUGGACAUAAACGAAUGUUUCUUAAACAAUAAUCAUGGCCCGUGUCAAGAUGGUUGCGUUAAUCUGGAAGGUUCCUACCGUUGUACUUGUGAUCGCUUUUCAGGCACACGUUUGAACCAAAACGGUCAUUCAUGCGGGGAUAUUAACGAAUGCCUGGAGGGAACAUCCGGUUGUAGUCAUGAUUGCUUCAACGUGUACAAUUCUUAUGUGUGUGGAUGUCCCGACGGAAUGCUUCUUGAUUCUGAUGAGAAAACCUGUCUUGAUAUCAAUGAAUGUCAACGCGUGGAAGUUAGGAAAACAUGUCUUGGAAAAUGCAUCAACACAAUUGGAUCUUACUUCUGUUUAGAAGCAGACGUCAAUGGUUUGUAUCAACAUGAAGUCAUAUGUGAACAGAUGACUCCGAAUCCAGACGGAUAUUAUUUAUGUAAUCGUAAUGACACUGUUAAGAUUGUUCUAAAAGGUAUUACUAACCGCGAACAUUUUUUGAAUGCUCCAGGUACGAUCUGCACGUAUCAUACUAAUUAUCACGUGCCGCUUACGAGUCACGUGUGUAAUGAUCGUGCUACAUGGGAAGAUUUUCCCUUAACUAUUAUUAAUAAUACAAUCAAUAAUUCCUCUAGGAAGUAGUAUUUUAAUUGUAUUGACUUUGAUUACUUUUAGUUAUUAAUUUGAUUUAUUCUAUACAGAAAAUGAAAUAAUUUAUUACUUUGUACAGUUUUUUGGUAGAAGUUUGGAACACCGCAGUUUUUCGAGUCUUCAAAACAACGAUUUAGUAGUACUUGCAUUCUGCGUGCAGUGUUUCAAAUUCAAGGUUUGACUCAAAGAAACGAACAUAAAUAAAAUGCCUUAAUAAAUUUCGGUGUUUAUAAACAAACAAGUUUCUCUUAUCUCGUUCAACUUGUGCACCGUCACCUCGUUGUCGACGCACGCGGUCGGCUUUCGUACGCUGUCAGUCUCAUUUGUAUCGUCAGGUGAUCCG
Messenger RNA from Dalotia coriaria, 1948 nucleotides. Its product is annotated as fibulin-1-like. Gene Ontology annotation, molecular function: receptor ligand activity; calcium ion binding. The transcript is spliced from 3 exons. The coding region runs from base 310 to 1596 and encodes 428 amino acids. The record is from RefSeq and is a predicted model, not a curated record. Lineage: Eukaryota; Metazoa; Arthropoda; Insecta; Coleoptera; Staphylinidae. Gene Ontology annotation, biological process: phosphatidylinositol 3-kinase/protein kinase B signal transduction.